CAGACCUCACCCUUCUUUAAUUCCUUUCCCAUCACUCCCCCUCCCUCUAUAAAUUGUGACCCAAAACUACCACAUGAAUGUGAGCAAAAGCACCAUAUAGAACAACCCUUCCUCCUCUCUCUCUAGAAUGAUGAAGUGUUCUUCUUUUUCUGUCCUGAUCUUGGCACUAGUAGUGCUUGUAGGCAAUUUCUUACCUUGCUAUUCAGUGACUUGCAAUGUGUCAUAUCUAAGCCCAUGUAUUGGUGCAAUCUACAAGGCUCAGGCCCCUUCUCCCACCUGUUGCUCCAGGCUAAAGGAGCAGCAACCAUGCUUGUGCCAAUACAUUGCUAAUCCUCAAUUUCGUAGCAUUGUCAACUCUGAUAACGCAAAGAAGGUGGCCCAGACCUGCAAAUCUCCAUUUCCCAAGUGUUAAAUCACUGUUUAGUUUGAGGUUAAGGGAAUUUGAGAAUGUGCUUCUUAUGCAUGCAUGUAGUUCUUGCCUUGUAUGUAUCCAGUAAUCUAAGUUGUGUACCUGAUUAAAUAAAGCUUUAAAGCCCUCAUGGGGCUGAGGCUUUGUUAUGUGUGCUUCACUCCUUUACAAAUUUUCUUUCUUUUUCCUUUUCCCCGUUGUAGGAGAAUAAAUUUUAGUAAUAUAAGAGUCGCCAUUUUAAAUGGAAGGCAUGAGGAUUGUGUUGUUC
Molecule: messenger RNA, 677 nt
Organism: Amborella trichopoda
Lineage: Eukaryota; Viridiplantae; Streptophyta; Magnoliopsida; Amborellales; Amborellaceae
Product: Bifunctional inhibitor/lipid-transfer protein/seed storage 2S albumin superfamily protein
Biological process (GO): lipid transport
Source: RefSeq, a predicted model, not a curated record